AUGAAGUUUCCAAAACUUUUUUUGACAAAUGCCUUAUUAGUUUUACUCCAAGCUAAUAAAUUACUGGGGGCUGUCAUACAACCUACCGAAUUGCCCUCACCCGGAGCAUCCACCAUGCCACUAACAAUAGUUGCAAGGGAUUUUCAACCAUCUGGAGAAUCCCAAGCUCUUCAGUCUAUCACUGAUUCUGAUGCUGAUGGUGGUAGAAAUUAUGAUGGUCAAGGGGGAUUAUUGGUGGCUACCAUUACAUGGGAAUACCCAUACAAUUUUUUCCUUGGUGGUAAAGUUCUAGGUGCUAGUGUUGGUUUUCUGAUGGUACCACAAGUAACAAUCUUUUCAACAUAUUAUACAUAUUGGAAAAGUUCUUACACCGCAACCGUUAGCGUUUAUACCUCAUCUCGUUAUAAUUACUGGAACUCUUUAGAUACGCUUACACUUUAUGAGAUUUUAGCUACUCCACAACGUAAUGCACAAAGUAACUAUUAUACAUCUUGGACUGGCUCAUAUAUCUACACUUAUUCUACUGGUUAUACCUUAAUUACUGGUCUUGAUGGACACGAAACAACAAAAACAAUCUAUUAUGUUAGAACUCCAGAUGAUAUUACUUUAAAGACAGUUACUACUGUAUGGACAGGAACAUACAGAACCACCUAUUCGACUCAUUCUGGCAUUUUAGUACUAAAUAACGAUUAUUUUGAGGAAACCAUUUAUUAUGUUUACAAUCCAAUUGUUACCAAAUUAAGUAGAACUUUUACCUUUUGGCAGGCACCGUCAACCACAACCUAUAAUACAAAAACUUAUUCUCAAACCGGAGGUGACGAGAUUGGUACAACAUUAUACGUGUUUUAUAUUGCUAUGCCUUCCAAUGUUUUGACACAAUAUACUACAGUUGGUUAUGGUUUUUCUAAGACAUCAAUUAUAGCUACAGUUACAGAAAGUAUGUUUGGUCCUGAUGGUUAUCCAACUACACAGCUUAUUAUUGUAGUUGCUACACCAAAUCCAUAUGGUACAGUUACUAUAUAUACGGAUUGGACUGGUACAUUUAUGUCAACUUAUUCAACAAAAGUGACUACAAAAAGAACUCAAGCAGGUAAUGUGGCUAUAUCAUCAAUUCAAACAAUUUAUUACGUGAAAACUCCUUAUGAUCAAGUAGAAACAGAAACGACCACAAAGUUUGCCUGGCUGCAGCCAUUUGCCUCUACAUUUUCAACUGGUUAUAGUCACUGGUAUGGUAAUGAUGGCACAUAUACAUAUGAAACGAUAUUUUAUGUUAGCAAUCCGGGUAUUAGGACCACAAGAACUUCAGGAUGGAGCAAAUCAGUAACAUCCACCGUAAGCACAUAUUGGUCCACCGAAUGGGAUAAGGACUUAGUUCCUAUUGAAGAAGAGGUAAUAUUAGUUGCAGUUCCACCAUAUUCUGCAGUAUCACACUCUUCAAAAUACUCCCCUUCAAGCUCAAUGCUAUCAUCAUCAUCAUCAUCAUCAUCAUCAUCAUCAUCAUCAUCAUCAUCAUCAUCAUCACCAUCAUCAUCAUCAUCAUCAUCAUCAUCACCAUCAUCAUCAUCAUCAACAUCCAAAAGUCCAUCAUUUUCUUCAACAAAAUCUUUAUCCAGCAAAACAUCAUUUACUUACACAAGCUCAACUAACAACCCAAAUUCAAAAGCAAGUUCUACCACCACAAGUGCCACGUCAUCCACAAUCAUCUCCAAGUCUUCAGAAAGCAGAACAAGUGAAUCAGAUAAAAAUACAUCUAUUUCUACUACUUACGAAGUGUCUGAAUCGUCUUCGUCAUCUAGUUCGUCCUCAUCUCACCCAUCAGUAUACACUACUACUAGGACAUCUGGUUCCGACACUGAGACCGAUGUUGUUUCUGAAUACUCGACCACCGACUCUGCUGGUAAGCCAACAACUAUUACCACUACUUAUGAAGUAACCUCCAGUAGGUCCUCAAGAACUACUUCUCACUCCAAAUUUUCUUCGGACUCAAAGUCUGAGGUCACAACUUCUGAAUCUGAGGAUAUUCCACCUCCUAUUACAGAUUGGAGAAGUGAAACAGAAGAAUAUCCAAUUGAUUCUGAAUCUACACCAUUCCCCACAUUAUACACUACUACUAGGACAUCUGGUUCCGUCACUGCGACCGAUAUUGUUUCUGAGUAUUCGACCACUGACUCUGCUGGUAAGCCAACAACCAUGACCACUACCUACGAAGUGUCUGAAUCGUCUUCGUCUUCGUCUUCGUCUUCGUCUUCGUCAUCUCACCCAUCAGUAUACACUACUACUAGGACAUCUGGUUCCGUCACUGAGACCGAUGUUGUUUCUGAAUACUCGACCACUGACUCUGCUGGUAAGCCAACAACCAUGACCACUACCUACGAAGUGUCUGAAUCGUCUUCGUCUUCAGCUUCGUCUUCGUCAUCUCACCCAUCAGUAUACACUACUACCAUCACUUCUGGUUCCAUCACUGAGACCGAUAUUGUUUCUGAGUACUCGACCACCGACUCUAACGGCAUGCCAACCACAUUGACCACUACUUAUGAAUUAAGCGGGUCUGAAUUACCACCUGUCUACACUACUACCAUCACCUCUGGUUCCGUCACUGAGACCGAUAUUGUGUCUGUUUACUCGACCACCGACUCUGCUGGUAAGCCAACAACUAUUACCACUACUUAUGAAGUAGCCUCUAGUAGGUCUUCAAGAACUACCUCUGAGUCCAUAUUUACUUCGGAGUCAAAGCCUGAGUACUCAACUUCUGAAUCUGAGGAUAUUCCACCUCCUAUUACAGAUUGGCCAAGUGAAACAGAAGAAUAUCCAAUUGAUUCUGAAUCUACACCAUUCCCCACAUUAUACACUACUACUAGGACAUCUGGUUCCGUCACUGCGACCGAUAUUGUUUCUGAGUAUUCGACCACUGACUCUGCUGGUAAGCCAACAACCAUGACCACUACCUACGAAGUGUCUGAAUCGUCUUCGUCUUCGUCUUCGUCUUCGUCUUCGUCAUCUCACCCAUCAGUAUACACUACUACUAGGACAUCUGGUUCCGUCACUGAGACCGAUGUUGUUUCUGAAUACUCGACCACCGACUCUGCUGGUAAGCCAACAACCAUGACCACUACCUACGAAGUGCUCGAAUCGUCUUCGGUCUUUGGCUUCGUCGUCGUCGUCUCACCCAUUCAGUAUACACUACUACUAGGACAUCUGGUUCCGUCACUGAGACCGAUGUUGUUUCUGAAUACUCGACCACCGACCUCUGCUGGUAAGCCAACAACUAUUACCACUACUUAUGAAGUAACCUCCAGUAGGUCCUCAAGAACUACUUCUCACUCCAAAUUUUCUUCGGACUCAAAGUCUGAGGUCACAACUUCUGAAUCUGAGGAUAUUCCACCUCCUAUUACAGAUUGGAGAAGUGAAACAGAAGAAUAUCCAAUUGAUUCUGAAUCUACACCAUUCCCCACAUUAUACACUACUACCAUCACCUCUGGUUCCGUCACUGAGACCGAUAUUGUUUCUGAGUACUCGACCACCGACUCUGCUGGUAAGCCAACAACCAUGACCACUACCUACGAAGUGUCUGAAUCGUCUUCGUCUUCGUCUUCGUCUUCGUCUUCGUCAUCUCACCCAUCAGUAUACACUACUACUAGGACAUCUGGUUCCGUCACUGAGACCGAUGUUGUUUCUGAAUACUCGACCACUGACUCUGCUGGUAAGCCAACAACCAUGACCACUACCUACGAAGUGUCUGAAUCGUCUUCGUCUUCAGCUUCGUCGUCGUCAUCUCACCCAUCAGUAUACACUACUACUAGGACAUCUGGUUCCGUCACUGAGACCGAUGUUGUUUCUGAGUACUCGACCACCGACUCUAACGGCAUGCCAACCACAUUGACCACUACUUAUGAAUUAAGCGGGUCUGAAUUACCACCUGUCUACACUACUACCAUCACCUCUGGUUCCGUCACUGAGACCGAUAUUGUGUCUGUUUACUCGACCACCGACUCUAACGGCAUACCAACCACAUUGAUCACUACUUAUGAAUUAAGCGGGUCUGAAUUACCACCUGUCUACACUACUACCAUCACCUCUGGUUCCGUCACUGAGACCGAUAUUGUUUCUGCUUACUCGACCACCGACUCUGCUGGUAAGCCAACAACCAUGACCACUACCUACGAAGUGUCUGAAUCGUCUUCGUCUUCAGCUUCGUCGUCGUCAUCUCACCCAUCAGUAUACACUACUACUAGGACAUCUGGUUCCGUCACUGAGACCGAUGUUGUUUCUGAAUACUCGACCACCGACUCUGCUGGUAAGCCAACAACCAUGACCACUACCUACGAAGUGUCUGAAUCGUCUUCGUCUUCAGCUUCGUCUUCAGCUUCGUCUUCGUCAUCUCACCCAUCAGUAUACACUACUACUAGGACAUCUGGUUCCGUCACUGAGACCGAUGUUGUUUCUGAGUACUCGACCACCGACUCUAACGGCAUGCCAACCACAUUGAUCACUACUUAUGAAUUAAGCGGGUCUGAAUUACCACCUGUCUACACUACUACCAUCACCUCUGGUUCCGUCACUGAGACCGAUAUUGUUUCUGAAUACUCGACCACCGACUCUGCUGGUAAGCCAACAACCAUGACCACUACCUACGAAGUGUCUCAAUCGUCUUCGUCUUUGCUUCGUCGUCUUCAUAUCACCUAUCAGUAUACACUACUACGUAGGACAUCUGGUUCCGUCACUGAGACCGAUGUUGUUUCUGAAUACUCGACCACUGACUCUGCUGGUAAGCCAACAACCAUGACCACUACCUACGAAGUGUCUGAAUCGUCUUCGUCUUCAGCUUCGUCUUCGUCACCUCACCCAUCAGUAUACACUACUACCAUCACUUCUGGUUCCAUCACUGAGACCGAUAUUGUUUCUGAGUACUCGACCACCGACUCUAACGGCACGCCAACCACAUUGACCACUACUUAUGAAUUAAGUGGGUCUGAAUUACCACCUGUCUACACUACUACCAUCACCUCUGGUUCCGUCACUGAGACCGAUAUUGUGUCUGUUUACUCGACCACCGACUCUAACGGCAUGCCAACCACAUUGACCACUACUUAUGAAUUAAGCGGGUCUGAAUUACCGCCUGUCUACACUACUACCAUCACUUCUGGUUCCGUCACUGAGACCGAUAUUGUUUCUGAGUACUCGACCACUGACUCUGCUGGUAAGCCAACAACCAUGACCACUACCUACGAAGUGUCUGAAUCGUCUUCGUCUUCGUCUUCGUCGUCGUCUUCGUCGUCGUCAUCUCACCCAUCAGUAUACACUACUACCAUCACUUCUGGUUCCGUCACUGAGACCGAUAUUGUUUCUGAGUACUCGACCACUGACUCUGCUGGUAAGCCAACAACCAUGACCACUACCUACGAAGUGUUUGAAUCGUCUUCCUCCUCGUCUCUCAUAGAAUUAACUUCUUGGAGUUCAUUAGUUUCUAGUAUAUUUACUAGUAACUUAAUACCAUCGUUUACAUACGAAUCGACAACUAGUUCAACUUAUUACUCCAGUACCUCGUCAGAUGGUUUUGAUACAGAAUCAUCUUUCAAUACGAUCUCACCUGAAUCAGAAACUACCAAUUCCAUAGAAUCAAACUCAGGAUUUAGUUCCGGAUUAACGGAUGCAAGUUCUACUGGAACUUUCACUAAUAGUAUUUUAUCAUUUACCUCCACGUCUAGUUCAUACAGUGGCAAUUAUGGAUGGAACAGUACACUAAUGUCCUCAAGAGGUGAAUCAAGCUUAUCAAAGAGUUAUUCAUCUGAACCAUCUAUACCUAUUGCAUCUCUUGCACCGGAGACAAGUGCAGGAACUGUUAGUCACAUCACAACUACUCUUUCAAAUACCAACUCUGUUACGAUUUCAAGUUCAUUAACACCAGAAAAUUUAAAUACUCAAUUGGUGACAUCUGUUCCUACUGAAAAUACAGAGACUUCAAGAUCAAAUUCUCAAGGCAUUACUUCUGUUGCACCUACUUCUAAUUCAAAUACAAAAGAAUUUACAUCUGCUUCAACUCAAAUUAUUGAAUCUUCGGAUUCAAAGCAAGUUACUCAACCAACGGGAUUAUCUACAAUAAACCCAACUCAGAUACAACCAACAUCCCUUUCAAUUACUAUUUCACCUGGACCAAUCCCAUCACAUAAUACUCAAUUAGAAAGUACAACCUCUACAAUUCUUCAAGAUAACGUUAAUACGCCUUCAACAGUAUUCACAGAUAAUGGUAAUCCACAUAUUACUACGACUCCCGAAGUUGUUCCAAGCCCUGAAGAAAAUUUACCAAGUUACAGUGAGCCUAAUCCUGAAACCCAUAUGACAAUAUUAUAUGAAGGUGCAGCUUCAAGUAAUAAGCAAGCUAACGGUAGUAUAAUGUUUGUCUUAGGGCUUGUUUUCUUUUAUCUGUUCAAUUGA
Henningerozyma blattae CBS 6284 is the source of this 6432-nucleotide messenger RNA. RefSeq lists its product as uncharacterized. Gene Ontology annotation, biological process: flocculation. The record is from RefSeq and is a predicted model, not a curated record. Bases 1 to 6432 code for a protein of 2143 amino acids. The transcript has a single exon. NCBI's taxonomy places the organism in Eukaryota, Fungi, Ascomycota, Saccharomycetes, Saccharomycetales, Saccharomycetaceae.